Molecule: messenger RNA, 1173 nt
Organism: Pipistrellus nathusii (Nathusius's pipistrelle)
Lineage: Eukaryota; Metazoa; Chordata; Mammalia; Chiroptera; Vespertilionidae
Source: the annotation of a GenBank genome assembly
AUGUUCCCCAAUGGCACCGCCUCCUCCCCCUGCUCUCCCGGCCCCGGCGCGGGCAGCUGCGGCGAAGGCGGCGGCGGCAGGGGCCCCGGGGCCGGCGCCGCGGACGGCAUGGAGGAGCCGGGGCGCAACGCGUCCCAGAACGGGACCCUGAGCGAGGGCCAGGGCAGCGCCAUCCUCAUCUCCUUCAUCUACUCCGUGGUGUGCCUGGUGGGACUGUGCGGGAACUCCAUGGUCAUCUACGUGAUCCUGCGCUACGCCAAGAUGAAGACGGCCACCAACAUCUACAUCCUGAACCUGGCCAUCGCCGACGAGCUGCUCAUGCUCAGCGUGCCCUUCCUGGUCACCUCCACGCUGCUCCGCCACUGGCCCUUCGGCGCGCUGCUCUGCCGCCUCGUGCUCAGCGUGGACGCGGUCAACAUGUUCACCAGCAUCUACUGCCUCACCGUGCUCAGCGUGGACCGCUACGUGGCCGUGGUGCACCCCAUCAAGGCGGCGCGCUACCGCCGGCCCACCGUGGCCAAGGUGGUGAACCUGGGCGUGUGGGUGCUCUCGCUGCUGGUCAUCCUGCCCAUCGUGGUCUUCUCGCGCACGGCGGCCAACAGCGACGGCACGGUGGCCUGCAACAUGCUCAUGCCCGAGCCUGCCCAGCGCUGGCUCGUGGGCUUCGUGCUGUACACCUUCCUGAUGGGCUUCCUGCUGCCCGUCGGGGCCAUCUGCCUGUGCUACGUGCUCAUCAUCGCCAAGAUGCGCAUGGUGGCCCUCAAAGCCGGCUGGCAGCAGCGCAAGCGCUCCGAGCGCAAGAUCACGCUGAUGGUGAUGAUGGUGGUGAUGGUGUUCGUCAUCUGCUGGAUGCCCUUCUACGUGGUGCAGCUGGUGAACGUGUUCGCCGAGCAGGACGACGCCACUGUGAGCCAGCUGUCCGUCAUCCUGGGCUACGCCAACAGCUGCGCCAACCCCAUCCUCUAUGGCUUCCUGUCGGACAACUUCAAGCGCUCCUUCCAGCGCAUCCUGUGCCUCAGCUGGAUGGACAACGCCGCGGAGGAGCCGGUGGACUACUACGCCACGGCCCUUAAGAGCCGCGCCUACAGCGUGGAGGACUUCCAGCCCGAGAACCUGGAGUCCGGCGGCGUCUUCCGCAACGGCACCUGCACGUCCCGGAUCACCACUCUCUGA